Cylicocyclus nassatus is the source of this 1064-nucleotide messenger RNA. The record is from the annotation of a GenBank genome assembly. NCBI's taxonomy places the organism in Eukaryota, Metazoa, Nematoda, Chromadorea, Rhabditida, Strongylidae.
AUGUCGGUGCCGUUGUCGACCGUACCAACGAUGGGCCUCGAUAAUUCUGCGAUUAUCGUCACUGGUGCUGUGUUAUUGAUCUCUUCGUUGGCUGCUAUAUUUUUUCUGAAAAACAAGAAGGGCUUCCACCUCUCUAGUUGGCACAAGAAACCCGUCACAUUGGUGGACGAAGAUGUCAAAUAUGCUCUGCCGUUGAUGGAAAAGUCGUUUGUUAAUCAUGAUACGCGAAGAUUCCGCUUUCGACUUCCGUCAGAAAAUCACGUUCUUGGUCUUCCCAUUGGUCAGCAUGUUUAUCUCAGUGCAAAGAUAGAUGGAAAGCUUGUAGUACGGCCGUAUACACCGGUGUCCAGCGACGAUGAUUUUGGAUACGUAGAUCUCAUGAUUAAGGUGUAUUUUCGUGACAUACACCCUAAAUUUCCGGAUGGUGGCAAGAUGAGUCAGCACUUGGAACAAAUGAAGAUUGGAGAUACUAUUGACUUUCGUGGACCAUCGGGAUUAAUAGUCUACAAGGGCUAUGGAAAAUUUGCUAUAAAACCGGACAAAAAAUCUCCACCUAAGGAACGCUUUUUCAAAAGCAUUGGCAUGAUCGCUGGCGGCACCGGCAUAACACCAAUGCUACAGAUAAUCACAGCCAUACUUAAGAACAUUGACGACAAUACUCGAAUCAGUUUACUUUUUGCCAAUCAGUCUGAAGAAGAUAUCCUGUGCAGGAAGGAGCUAGAUGAUCUGGCUUCGAUGCAUAGCGAUAGAUUCACCGUCUGGUAUACUGUUGAUCGUCCCCCGGAAAAUUGGAAGUUUUCCAUAGGAUUUGUGAAUGAUGAAAUGAUCAAGGAGCAUCUCCCACCUCCUUCGGAUGACUCUGCUGUGUUCAUGUGUGGGCCUCCACCAAUGAUCACUUUCGCUUGCAAUCCAAGUCUUGAUAGACUCGGAUAUAGUGCUAACAAUAGAUUCAACUUCUGAUUCGUAGUCCUGUUUGGUCUCAGAAACUCAGUGCAGCCUUACUCAGUGAUUCAAUUCAUCGUUGCAGUUAAAUACUUGUUCACAUUCUGUUUAUAAGGCAUCAC